Molecule: messenger RNA, 2148 nt
Organism: Triticum turgidum subsp. durum (durum wheat)
Lineage: Eukaryota; Viridiplantae; Streptophyta; Magnoliopsida; Poales; Poaceae
Source: the annotation of a GenBank genome assembly
AUGGGGAGGUUGGUCCAAGUACUUAAUGAAUGGGAAAUCCAGCUGCUUGUGCUCCUCAGUUUUACACUACAGGUGUUCCUCUUCUUUACUGGUGGACUUCGGCGACGUAGCAUCAGUGCACUACUUAGGUUUUCUAUGUGGGUUGCAUAUCUGGCGGCAGAUUUGGUAGCAAUUUAUGCCUUGGGGUUCCUGUCAAGGCACAAGGAUGACAUCCGUGGAACGGAUACAUUAGCAGAAGCACAUCCACUUGCUUUCCUCUGGGCACCUUUCCUCCUCAUGCAUCUUGGGGGGCAGGACACCGUCACUGCAUUUGCCAUUGAGGAUAACAACUUGUGGUUAAGGCAUCUAUUGAAUCUCGUGGUCCAGGUUGGUGUGGCCUUGUAUGUCUUCUGGGAGUCCACGACGGGUCACCGCCACCAUAGUGUGCUUAUUCCAGGUAUACUUGUUUUUAUUGCCGGAAUUAUCAAGUAUGGGGAGAGAACAUUGGCACUCAUGUACGGAGACCUAAAGAAUACUAGCCACAAUAGCAUUGGAAAUGAAAUCAAAGAGAACUUGAAUCGAAACACUAGCCACAAUACCAUUGGAAAUGAAAACAAUAAGGACUUCAAUAGGCUCGCACAUCAUGGUGGAUAUCUUCGCAUUUUUGUUUCUGUUUUGAAGUCAGCACCCGGUAUCCGAAGGCUCUUUGCUGGACGCACCUUGCACCAGAUGGAAGCUCACCACCGAAACGUACUCACAUCCCAUAUUGAGAUGGAAGAUUUGCCCAAGUUGCUUGAGGUUGAGCUCGACUUGAUGUAUGAUGAAAUCUACACCAAGGCCAUGGUUCUUCGCACAAGGAGUGGCAUUAUACUCCGGUGUGUAUCUCAAGUAUCUAUGGGGGUUGCAUUUGUGCUCUUCAGUGUAGGAGUAGCGAUCAAUAAGCACAAAUACAAUAGAGUAGACCUAGCAAUCACCUAUGUGCUAUUCAUAGGAGGUUUCUAUCUUGAAGUUUGCGCAAUGUUUAUUCUGUUGAUGUCACCAUGGACUUGGGCAUGGUUGGAGCAACGAAAUUGCCAUAGGCUCGCUCGCAUCUCGUCCUUUCUUCUAUCCAGUAACAUUGGACGGCCAAAGGGAAGGCCGUUGUGGUCAAAUUCCAUGGGGCAGUACAAUUUUCUCUGCUACUUGGGUUGUGAUCAGAAGUCAAGCUGGCUAUCCAAGCUAGUGAAGAAAGUGACAAGAAAGACAACAGGGCUAGUAGUCAGCCAUAAGAAAGAAAUAAAGCCACUAUUGUGGAUGAGCAAGUUAUUGGACACAAAGUAUGUUGAGGUGGACAAGGAGAUCAUGGACUCUCUUAUAAGGAUGAUCUGCCAAUACAGUCCAAAUGAAUCGUCCAUGGAUGCUAGGUAUUGGCCAAAGCUUGGUCUGUUGCUGAAUAAGUUACUACCAGACUUUGAUGCAAGUUUUGGUUAUGCUAUUGUGUGCUUCCAUAUAUUCACAGAAGCACACCAAAGAAGUCGUUCCUUCCAUGAUCAAGAUAAAACUUUGGCGACUGCUUGCCGAAAGUUGUCCAACUACAUGCUCUACCUUCUGGUGACAUACCCUGAGAUAUUGCCUGUCAGUGGUACUACAGAACCCACCUUGCUAUUCUUUCUUCAGAAAGCUAUUCGACAUGUCUCCCACCAUGGUACUAGUGCUGAUAUUUUUCCUAUGGUCCACGAGCUCUUGGUAGAGAUGGAGUUAGUUGAAGUCGAGUUAACGAGCACAGAAACAUUGAAGGAGAUGAGAGACCUAUGGACAAGGCUUCUCAUCUAUUGCGCUGGCAAGUCCCGUGCAGAGAUGCAUGCAGCGCAGUUGAGUAGAGGAGGGGGGCUUCUCACAUUUGCUUGGUUGCUCAUGGCCCACAAAGAACUAGGGGAUGUCGGUCGGGCCUUCAACUUCAAUCUUGCAAACCCACCCCCAGGUAGUCCUGGGAGCCAACCCUUCACCGGGCCCUUUGGUGACACAAUGGUGACUGCAUGCCCAGUUAUACCCACAACAGCCCCCCCACCCCAUGCCUACCAACCCCAUGUGCCGGAUCGGCAACUUUCCUUCCCCUGGCGCUCCUAUCGAGCCCGCUCUCUACUAUCUGAUGCGGAUGACCUCCCUUCUUCCCCUAGCCCUGCGACAUAA